GAACGAUAAUUUCUUUUACAAAGUAGAUACAUAAUUGUGGGUUUUUAUAUACAUUGUCUACAUUUUUUUGUAUCGAGGCGCAUGUUAUUGAAACAAUUGUGGCAGGAAUGAAUCGCAGAGGUUUGAAUGCGGGCAAUGCGAUGGCUUCUCAAUCGAAUAUCGACGAGGGCAGCUGGAAAGGCGUCACAGAAGGCUCAGCGAUGUUGCCAUCAUCGAACUCAUCGUCCCUCAAUCCGGAUGCCAGCAAUCAGAGUGGAUUCCCCCAAGGCGGAUUACCAUACACUUCGGGCGGCAAUCCAUAUCCUCAGGCCGGCCAGUCCUCGCCAGCUGGCAAUCAAUCGCUAGUGUUUCAGAAUGCAGCUCAACCCGGAUCGAAUACGCCGCAAUAUACUUCGUCACCCGCUCCAUCCGGAUCAUCGACGCCGGGUCCGGUGGGCGUUGCAUCGCAAAAUAUCCAGGGCAAUUAUUCACAGUCGUCGACGGCGGGCAAUUUCAAUGGGCCAGUUGGCGGACCAUUUGGCUCACCCUCGUCAGGAUUGGGUCAGUUUAGUCGACCCGCCAGUUCGGGCACCCCAUUUAAUAGUGGUCAAGCCGGACACUUCUCCUCGCCGACCGUCUUUGGAGUUGGCAGUCAGUUUAAUCCCAUGCCCCCGGCAUCUCCCUUCGGGCAUGGCGGCAAUCAUCCCAUGAUGGGUGGCCCACAGCCAAUGGAUCGUAUCGAUCAGGGAUUUAGGAGACACAACUCCUACUUCAGUCACACGGAGCAUCGGGUCUUUGAGCUCAACAAGCGCCUGCAGCAGCGAAACGAGGACAGUGAUAAUUGCUGGUGGGAUUCGUUUACGACCGAAUUCUUUGAGGACGAUGCACGCUUAACAAUCCUCUUCUGUCUGGAGGAUGGACCCAAGAGGUAUACGAUUGGCCGGACACUUGUGCCGCGUUUCUUUCGCAGCAUUUUCGAGGGCGGCGUUUCGGAUUUGUAUUUCCAGCUGAAGCAUGCGAAGGAAUCGUUUCACAACACAUCCAUCACACUGGACUGCGAGCACUGUACGGUGAUCACCCAGCAUGGCAAACCGUUCUACACGAAAGUCUGCGCCGAUGCGCGACUUAUACUCGAGUUCAUGUACGACGAUUACAUGCGCAUCAAAUCCUGGCACAUGACCAUCAAAGGACAUCGCGAACUAAUUCCACGUUCCGUUAUCGGGACAUCUCUGCCGCCAGAUCCCAUGCUCCUCGAUCAGAUCACCAAGAAUAUAACGCGUGCGGGCAUCACAAAUUCAACAUUGAAUUAUCUGCGCCUGUGCGUGAUUCUCGAGCCGAUGCAGGAGCUGAUGUCGCGCCACAAGGCGUACGCUCUGAGUCCGAGGGAUUGCUUGAAGACAACGUUGUUUCAAAAGUGGCAGCGAAUGGUGGCGCCACCGGGCAAAAAGGACCCCCAAAGACCGCCAAAUAAGCGACGCAAAAGAAAGGGAUCCAAUUCGGGCGGUGCCAACAAUUCAAACACCCCACCUGUGACAAAUCAGAAGCGUUCGCCAUCGGGUCCCAGUUUCUCGCUAUCUUCGCAGGAUGUGAUGGUUGUGGGGGAACCGACACUGAUGGGCGGUGAGUUCGGGGAGGAGGAUGAGAGGCUUAUCACACGCUUGGAGAACACCCAAUACGAUGGCACCAAUGCCGUCGAUCACGACAACCAUACGGGAUUCGGUCACGCCGAUUCUCCCAUAUCCAGCUCGAAUCCGUGGAGCAUGGAGCGGGGCGGUGCUAUUCCGGCUAGUCCUGGCAAUCCGUCGGGACCACAGAAUAAUGCCAAUAUAGCUGAUAUAGAUAAAAAGAGCCCCAUUGUCUCGCAAUAGAAUCAAACGAAUAGUCCGCAAUUAUGAUUUAAACCCCUUUUCGAUAUGUGGUGAAAUGUAUUUUCAUACUUGCAUGUAAAAAAUACUUUUAAAUAAAAAUUUCCAAACAUUAGGAAAUGUAAUUAGCCUUA
Messenger RNA from Drosophila grimshawi, 1978 nucleotides. It is a transcript of the gene Chi, whose product is annotated as LIM domain-binding protein 1. The transcript is spliced from 2 exons. The record is from RefSeq and is a predicted model, not a curated record. Gene Ontology annotation, molecular function: LIM domain binding. Gene Ontology annotation, biological process: nervous system development; positive regulation of transcription by RNA polymerase II; negative regulation of transcription by RNA polymerase II. Bases 108 to 1847 code for a protein of 579 amino acids. Gene Ontology annotation, cellular component: nucleus; transcription regulator complex. NCBI's taxonomy places the organism in Eukaryota, Metazoa, Arthropoda, Insecta, Diptera, Drosophilidae.